AUGGCGGUUCCUCCUCUCCGCGUCUGUCGCCGUACGACCGCCCUUUCUUCCAACCUGUUCUUUUUCUCCCUCUAUUCUCCUCUGUGUAGCUCUGCUUCUCGGUCUGCAGGCCGGGCGUCGCGCUCCGUUCUCGGCCUUCCCAUCCCGCCACUCGCAGCUUCCGCGCCGCCGGCCUCAGCGGCGGACUCGCUGCGUUCGUUUUUCUCUCUGUCUCGCCGGUGUUUGGCGUCAGAGCGUCCGUCGGUUUUCGCGUCUUUCGUCGCGACGAGGGUCGCCGCGAGCGGCACACGCACGCAGCGACUUGAUGAGCACUUUGUGUACCACAAAACGCUAGAGAAGUCGACUCGGAAGCGUGUCGCAGCCUCGCCAGGGCGUUCAGACCCCUGUGCGGCGGCUCUGCCGCUGUCGCGCCGAAUCCAGCACUCGUUCUUCCUGUCCGUGUUGACGCGGCGGAAGUCUUCGGCCGUCGCGCGGCUCGCGUGGAAGCUUUUUUUUUCCAGGUCUCCAGAGCGCCUUCUUGCAGCGAAGCGGAACGCCAGCGACGCCGAGGAGAACGGCGGCUUCAAAACUUUCGCGCAAGUUGAAGCGGAGAAGAAGGCGCGCAAAAAGGCAGAAACGAAGUUGCUCUCCGUCGCGCUCGGCUGCGGCGCAGUGACCGUCUCAAUCGCGGGCCUCGUCUACGUGGUCGCGACGUGGUACGAGCAGCCGCUGAUCAGAGUGGGGGAGACAACGCGCGAAACAGAGAAUCGCAGAGAACCGACCACGGUCGUUGCCUGAUCUAAGCACCGCAGGAAUAGAAACCUGUGAAACAGCGAGGGAGUUGAGGCGACGCAGACCACGCGAGCGACAGAAAACGGCCGCCUGCUGAGGCGAGAAUACACUCCCCACAAGGAGGUAAACAGUCCUGCCGCAGACAUGGUUACUGCCAGGACGGUGGCCCUGGAAGCCGAACGAAAGCGAGAAAAAACGAACAGAGCAGUCAGGGACGUGGCAGCGCGGAAGAAGACACUGCUUGGGUAGCGGAGAAGAAAGAUGAGAAUGGGGGUCUCAACAAGCACCGCCGAGAGGCAACAAAGUUCCCGAAGGACACGGAGGCGGGAAGCAAACAAGUAUGCUUCAAGGUGCGAAACAUAGACUCGCGCGUGUGGUAGACUGGGGAAAGAACAAAGGGUCCUCUGGUGCCGAUUCGCGGCGUGCACAUGCAGAAGAAAGACAAGGAAACACGAGAAAGAACAUGAGACAGACCCAGAAGGAGUCGGUGUUGAAAGUGUCUGGACCCCGUUCUGGAAAACGCGUAAACG
Toxoplasma gondii ME49 is the source of this 1301-nucleotide messenger RNA. RefSeq lists its product as hypothetical. The transcript has a single exon. The record is from RefSeq and is a predicted model, not a curated record. NCBI's taxonomy places the organism in Eukaryota, Apicomplexa, Conoidasida, Eucoccidiorida, Sarcocystidae. The coding region runs from base 1 to 777 and encodes 258 amino acids.